ACCAUAGCAACAAGUCCAGCCUUCAACUCUCAGCCCGGGGAACGAGGGAGCGAGUUUGUUUUAAAGUCAUGACUCGCAGUUUAUUGAGAAAGGCAGGUAUCCGGAAAACGGUUUUCCAAAACAAAGAACAACUGGAUUCUGCGCCCCAGGGAAUUACAUUGUGAAAACAGUCAUGGAUGUGAGCGCAAAUUACGAGAUGAAUGGUGGGUUCGAGGGUAACCAUGACAGCCAACAAGAGUUCCAAGGCUGGUGCUCGGGUCGGAGGGGGUAAAGCUACACACAACAUACCUGAAAGGUGCCAUUCGACCUCCCCUCCACCCAUCCUGUGUGGCGGCCAGGCGCGGGGCCAGCCGGCGGUGCUCAGCGACUCGGAGAUCUCCGAGAGGCAGGCGGGCUACGUGAGGACGGACGGGCGCCUCCUGGGCCACGCCGCCUGGAGCAGCAAGACCGCCAGCCUGUGCAGCGGCGGUGCCCUCGCCGCCCCCCGCUUUGACUCCCAAAGCCGACUCACCAAGUCCAAGAGCAUCGGUUGCCUGGACAACCGGCUCUCCAUCUACAAGCCGAGCACGUCCCCGUCCCGGUCGGGUCAAGAGGAGGAGGAGGAGGCGGUAGAAGAAGAAGAGGAAGAGAAGGAGCCCCCGAGCCGGGGUGUCCACGUCCAGAAGCAGCCCCAGAGAUCGCGGGAGCUCCCGGGGGGAGGUGAGAGACUGAACGGUGGGUCCCUGAGCUGGAGCACCCAGUCGCUCGGACCCUCCUCCCACCAAGGCCACAAGCGCACCUUGUCCCUCGCCCGGCCAGUACCGGGCGCUCCCCCGGCCACCAUCCGAAAGAAGAUCUCAGAAUGGGAGUGCAGGAGGGUGUCUCUGCCUAGGAUGAGCUUGUGUCUGGACAAGAGGUCAGGGGUCGAGCGGGUGGGGGGCAGCGAGGGCUGUCCCAGCAUGCUCUCUUCCCCCUGCAGCGAGCAGACGUUCGACUUCAAGGGGGUGCGCCGGAUGAGCACGGCCUUCUCGGACUGCUCCUUCGCAGAGGAAGAGGAGGGAGCUCCGGACAAAGAGCUCCCGGGACGUUUCCAGAAGAGGACGGGCAAGGCCGAGAGCUCCGCCACGUUCCUGCGCGCCCUGUCCGCUCGCAAGGAGAAGUCGGCGGUCCUCAACAGGAUCCAGAAGAUAGAGCAGGCUCUGAAGGAGAGCCCCGGCCCGGCGCCCCCUGCGUACCUCAACAACUGCUACGCCCCGGACAAGACCAAGCACAAGGCCUCCUCCGGCGGCGCGAGGGGCGCCGAGGACUCGGACAGCGCGUGCGGCGGGAGCAAGCGGGUCAGCGUCUGCUCCGUGAGCACCGAGCCGGACACCUCGGCGCCGUCGCCGUCGCCGUCCGACCGCUUCUCCAAGGCCAGACAGAGGUACAGCGUGAUCUCGGCCCGGUCUCAGAGCCCGGAGCCGGCCGGCCAGCCCAUGACGGGCGCUCCCGGGACCCCCGUCAACCCGGUGCCCAAGCCCAAACGCACUUUUGAGUACGACGCCAAGCGAGGCCAGAAGAGCGCGGCCUCCUCGCCGUCCAAUGGACUACUACCUCCGGGGAGAGGCGGGGACUCCCCCCCGCCGCCCUUGCCCUCCACCCCAGCCCCCUGCGCCGCACGGGGUCUCAAGACUGAGGGGAGCCCCCCGAGGAGACCCCAGGACAGGGAGUUGUGUGAGUCGGAGGAUGCUGCCAGCCUGCCCUCCUCGUUCCCAGCCGUACCCACAGAGAACGGCACUGGAACCACAGAGACGCGCAGUCGCCUAUGUUCCAAAAGCACUUUAGAGGAGAAUGCCUAUGAGGAUAUCGUAGAAAAGGAGAACCCAUACGAGGACGUGGACCUGAAGCGCAAGAGUCUGGUUCGGAAGUCGUGUCUGUUUCCAGAGAGCGACCGAUCCUGGAGCUCCAUGGAGAGAAAGCUGAACUCUCCACCUCAGUUGCCAUUAAAACCCAGCAGCCAGUCUCUGCGUCUCUCCGGUCCCGGUGACAGGAAGAGCCACCGGUCGACCCAGCUGUCCAAGCGCCACAGCCACGAUGAGAUGCUGCUCCUGCCCCAGCUGGGGGUGUCUCCCUCGACCAGUGUCCUGCUGGAGGAUGGCUACUCCAACGCCAGCGACUCCCUGGUCUCCCAUCGCCACCUGAGGAUCCCCAAGCUUGUACAGAGAAUCAACUCCAUUUACUGCACUAAACGGGGGAAGAAGCGUCUGAAAAAGCUGUCCAUGUCCAAUAUGGAGACUGCAUCUCUGCGAGAUGACAACAGUGAGAGCGAGAGUGACUCGGAUGACAGGUUCAAAGCCCACACCCAGAGACUGCUGAAACUGCAGUCCAUCCUUCGCAGGGCACCUAGCUACCGCACUUUGGAGCUGCAGCUCAUCGAGUGGCAGGAGAGGGAGCUUUUUGAGUACUUUGUGGUGGUUUCACUGAAGAAGAAGCCCACCAAGAACUCAUUCUCCCCAGAAGUAACCUAUCAGUUCCCCAAGCAGCUAGAGAGGGCCACCAAGCAGAUGAGGGAGGCGGAGCAGAGGCUAAAAGCCAUCCCCCAGUUCUGCUUCCCAGACGCCAGGGACUGGAGCCCCGUGUCUGACUACAGCAGCGAGACCUUCUCCUUCAUGCUGACCGGAGCGGAUGGCAGCCGGAGGUUCGGCUACUGCAGGCGCCUACUGCCAAGUGGGAAAGGACCUCGCCUCCCAGAAGUCUACUGCGUCAUCAGCCGGCUCGGCUGUUUUGACUUGUUCUCCAAGAUCCUGGACGAGGUGGAGAGACGGAGGGGGGUCUCAGCAGCCCUGGUCUACCCCUUCAUGAGGAGCCUCAUGGAGUCACCCUUCCCAGCUCCAGGAAAGACCAUCAGAGUGAAAACCUUCCUGCCAGGAGCAGGGAAUGAGGUCAUUGAGCUCAGGAGGCCUAUGGAUUCCAGACUGGAACAUGUGGACUUUGACAGUCUGUUCAGCUGCCUCAGCGUACGACAAGUCAUACGAGUAUUUGCCUCUCUGUUGCUGGAGCGCAGGGUCAUCUUUGUGGCGGACAAACUCAGCACUCUGUCCAGCUGCAUCCAUGCGGUGGUGGCCUUGCUCUACCCCUUCUCCUGGCAGCACACCUUCAUCCCCGUGCUGCCGGCGUCCAUGCUCGACAUCGUCUGCUGCCCCACCCCCUUCCUGGUGGGCUUGCUAUCCAGCUCGCUGCCCAGACUCAAAGAUCUGCCCGUGGAAGAGGCUUUGAUGGUUGACCUGGGAACAGACCGCUUCAUCCGUCAGAUGGAUGACGAGGCCUCCCUGUUGCCACGGAAACUACAGUCAGCCCUCGAGCAAGCCCUCGAGCAGAGAAACGACAUCAUCAACCUCGACUCUGACAGUGAUUCAGACGAAGAGGUGAACUCCCUGAACAGCCUGGUGUCAGAGGCCUUCAUCCGCUUCUUCCUGGAGGCCAUGGGCCACUACUCUCUCUUCCUGACGCAGGGCGAACGCGGAGGGGAGCGCGUCUUCCAGCGCGAGGCCUUCCGCAAGUCAGUGGCCUCCAAGAGCAUCCGCCGCUUCCUGGGCGUCUUCAUGGAGUCCCAGAUGUUUGCGGGCUUCAUUCAGGACCGCGAGCGGAGGAAAUGCCGGGCGAAAGGGCUCUUUGAACAACGGGUGGACCAAUACCUGGAAGAGCUGCCUGACACUGAACAGAGUGGAGUCAACAAGUUCCUCAAAGGCCUGGGAAAUAAAAUGAAGUUUCUUCACAAAAAGAACUGAGGAGUCGUCGUUCUACUGUAAACUAUUCACUCAGAUAGGUUUCCCAUUUGAAAACCUUGUAUCAUGAUAAUAUUUUCUAUCUUGUGCAGCAUAUUCGUGAAUAAUAGUAUUUUAUACUGUAUAUAUAUAUCAUUGUAAACUGCCAGUGCUUAUUUCCAAUGUGGAUGUAUUUUGGAGUGUAUGGUACCUAAUAAGAGGAGCGAACUUUAGUUGGUACAGAGCAAGUGAACAUUGAUGAUGUAACCACUGAUGUCCAGGUAUGCUUGUUUGAGUGUUGUGGAAACUCCCAUAGGCUAAAGUCAUUGUUGUUGUCCAAUGGUUAAAGUUGGAAAAUAAACCCUAUUUGUCUCUAAUGAUUUGUACAGGCAUUAACGGAAGGAAGAAAAUGGUUGUAAAUGUUUAAAUGUUUGGUCUUUUCUACAAAAAAAGUAAACACAUGAAAUACUUCUUU
Molecule: messenger RNA, 4197 nt
Organism: Gadus morhua (Atlantic cod)
Lineage: Eukaryota; Metazoa; Chordata; Actinopteri; Gadiformes; Gadidae
Gene: dennd2b
Product: DENN domain containing 2B
Exons: 20
Coding region: 201-3746 (1181 amino acids)
Biological process (GO): positive regulation of ERK1 and ERK2 cascade
Source: RefSeq, a predicted model, not a curated record